UCUGGUCUGGUCAACAGAAAAAAAGAAAACCCUGAGAGCUUUCUUCUUCUUCAUCUCCCCUCCCACAUUUUCUCUCUGGAGCUGCAAGGAAACCAAUCUAUUUUAGAACUUGCUAGAUUUCCUUAUUUGCUUACUACUCUUCAAAUAUAAUUACACAGUUUUUCUUUUUUUUUUUUAAUUUUUUUUUUUGUUGUUCUAGGGUUUAUUAACAAUUUUCAAUCCCCAAUAAUCCCCAAUUCAAAGGAUUAAGGUGUCUAGUUGCCAAUCAAACAAUCAAUUUCUCCUCUAGAAAACCUAGAAAUCCUAAGCCCUAGAAGUCUCUAAUGGGGAAACAAAAAGGAGAUGGAGCCAGAAGCAAGAAUCGUCCAUCCAGCAGCAGUGUUGCUGCGUCGUUAUUACCAACUGGAGCAGCAACAGUUGGAUUUGGUGGAUUUGUUGGAAGUUCUCGUCUCGAAUCUACUACUCUAACUCCAGACUCUAAUCCUUUCUCGGAUGUGGAUAGUGAAGUCGCACAACAUUUAAAAAGACUCGGUAGAAAAGAUCCAACGACUAAGCUUAAAGCUUUGACAACGUUACAAGAGCUAUUCAAGCAAAAAUCUGGGGAGGAUAUUGUGCAGAUAAUUCCACAAUGGGCAUUUGAAUACAAGAGACUCUUGUUGGAGUAUAAUAGAGAGGUGCGAAGAGCAACUCACGAAACCAUGACUAGUCUUGUCACAGCUGUCGGGAGAGGCUUAGCUCCACAUUUAAAAUCCUUGAUGGGUCCGUGGUGGUUCUCUCAGUUUGAUCCAGUUUCUGAAAUUUCUCAAGCUGCAAGACGCUCAUUUCAGGAUGCUUUUGCAGCUCCAGAGAAGAGAUUAGAUGCCUUGAUUCUUUGUACAAGUGAGAUCUUUCUUUAUUUGGAAGAGAACCUAAAACUCACACCGCAGACUAUAUCUGAUAAAGCAACCCCCGUGGAUGAGUUGGAAGAGAUGCACCAACGUGUGAUAUCUUCUUCCUUGCUGGCAUUAGCCACACUUCUUGAUAUUUUGCUGGUCAAGCAGCAAUCCGGGUUGGAAAAUGUAAAGGCUGAACCAAAGAAUGCUUCUAAGGCAAGGGCGACGGCUGUUUCUUCUGCAGAGAAGAUAUUUUCUGCUCACAAGUACUUGACAGAAUUUCUGAAAUCUAAAAGUCCUGUUAUUCGGUCAGCUACAUAUUCAGCAUUAGGGAGUUUCAUUAAGCAUAUACCCGAAGUAAUAAAUGAAGGAAAUAUGAAAAUAAUAUCUGCUGCAAUACUGGGUUCAUUUCAGGAAAAGGAUCCCGCGUGUCACUCUUCAAUGUGGGAGACAGUAUUGUUAUUUUCUAAGAAAUAUCCAGAGAGUUGGGCCCCUGCAAAUAUUCAGAAGACUGUACUUAACCGGUUUUGGCAGUUCUUAAGGAAUGGGUGCUACGGAACACAGCAAAUUUCUUAUCCAAUGUUAGUUCCUUUCAUAAAUACCGUGCCUCCAAAAUCGUUAAAGGGUAAUGAGUUUUUCCUCGACUUCUUCCAGAAUCUUUGGGCAGGAAGAAACACAUCCUACUCCUCAUCUGCAGAUAGACUGGCCUUUUUCAAAGCAUUUAGAGAAUGUUUUAUUUGGGCAAUAGAGAAUGCGUCGAGGUAUUUCGAUGGUGAAGAUGCUGUUCAUCAGUUUAGAGUCGGCCUUGUUGUUAGCAUCCUUGUAAAUCUUCUGUGGCAAAGCUUCCUUCUGUUGGAUAGCUCUAAAAGUCAGGAUGUAGUUCUUCCUCAGAAAUCCUCCAGUGGCUCACCGGAAGAAAAUGUUCCAUCAUCUCAAGGACAGAAGUUGGAGAAGCAAAACAUCAAGUUUCCCUUGCUCUACAUGCAGAAUUUAGGAGAAUGCAUUAUUGAGAUCUUAUCAAUUAUUUCUGGGGAGGAACAUAGUUUGCUCAGCACCUUCUGCACAACAUUUCAGGAGAACACUCUAGAAUUUCUUCAUCAAACAGAGCAGUCAAGACCCUCUGAACAAAUCAGCCAGAUUGUCAGCUUUCUGUUGCUAUUAGAGAAGCACCCAGUAAAGAAAGGUGAAAUGUGGCCUUUGGUGUAUUUAACUGGUCCAAUGCUGACAAAGGCUUUCCCCGUGAUUAAAUCAUUGGAUUCGCCAGAUGCUGUUAGAAUUUUGUCUGUCUCCGUUUCUAUAUUUGGGCCUCGAAGUAUAGUUUCGCAGCUCCGUAGUAGUGAGGAAGUGUGUUCUGGUGCUCCUUCCAAGGAAGGUGACAAUGACUAUGAAACAAAGCAUUUUAUGCAAGUAUUCAAAGAAACUUUUGUUCCAUGGUGUUUGCAUGGAAGUAGUCUCUCUGUUGGUGCACGACUAGACCUUCUACUUGCUUUACUUGAUGAUCAGCAUUUUUCAGAACAGUGGAGUAGCAUAAUCACCUUUGCAAAUAGGUCACUAAGUAAUGGAUUAGAUUCUGACAGCAUUGACAUGUUGGCUGUGCUCAUUGAAAAGGUCAGAGGAGCAAUUGAUAAGAAUGAGGGAACGAAAUAUUUUCGACCGGGUUCCAACCUGGAAAAGUGGCACCACAAUUUGCUGGAUUCCAUUGCUGCGAAUGUUGCUUCCUGUUCUCCCCCCUUCUUGAAGUCGUAUUCUCGCUUCUUACGUGCUGUUCUUGGUGGCUCUAGUGAGGAAGACAAGAUUUAUUUUGUUUCCAAAGAUUCUAUGGCACUCAUAUUUGAGGAGCUCCUUAGAAAGUUAAUAUCGCCUCUUUGGGAUUCUUCUUUUUCUUGGGCAAAGGAUGCAUGCUCACUACUAUUAUGCACUGAAGAUAAACAUUCAAUUUCAAAAUCCUUGUUCCACAACAACAUGCUGGAGGCGGCGCAGUUUGCUUUUGAAGUUCUCCAAAGUAGUUUCUUUUGCUUAAUGAUGUUUGUAGGAGAAUAUGGUGUGGUUUCAUCUAUAUCAGCUGCCAUAUUUAUAUUGGAUUGGGAAAACAGGAUGUCUGCACAAGUAGAUAGCAAUUCAGUCACAGAUGAAAAUGACGAGGAUGAUGACUCACAAGCAAAUCUUGAUCCCAACUUUGGGUUUGGUGAAUCCUUCCAUUCUUUCCGUUUGGAAGUAAGUUCAGAUUUUUGGAAAAGCAUUAAUGUAGACAACCGAAAGAAGUUGGCGAAUAUCUUAGUUCAGACUAUCAGAUCUGCCAUAUUCGAGACGUAUACUGCCAAUACAUAUGAAGCUCCAACUUUGUGCUGUGAAUGGAUGCUGGAAGUUCUUGAAUACAUCUGCCCUAGCAGAUAUGAAGAACAAUCACUGUUGGACCAGCUGUUGGAUGAUGGAAAAACUUGGGCUUCGUGGGUUAUGUUAGCUCACAGUGAUGGAACAAUAGUAGCCAGCCUGAAAUUUGGAAAUCCACAACAUACACAUGAGUACCAGUUUGUGGAUUUCAUUGUCAAGCUUAUUUCCAAGCUUGGUUGCGGUCGGGUAAUCGCUGGUACUGCUCAAGAAACUUCUUCCUCUUCGUUGGAAGUGCAGGAAACACAUGCAUUUUCAAGAUCAUGGCUUGCUGCUGAAGUAUUAUGCACCUGGAAGUGGCCAGGGGGGAGUGCUGUAAGUUCUUUCUUACCUUCACUGUGUGACUUUGCGAAAGGUGGAAACUCACCUCAAGAGGACAACCUGUUAAAUUCGAUUGUCAAUACUUUACUUGAUGGUGCAUUGGUUAACGGGGACAAUGUAGAACCAAGCUUUUUGAACGUAUGGCCUGCUUCUGAUGAUGAAAUAGAGAGUAUUCAAGACCCAUUCUUGAGAGCUCUCGUAUCUCUGCUUUUAGCUCUGUUUAUCAAAGACAACGUAUGGACAAAUGACAAGGCUGCGGUAUUCCUUAAAUGUCUCAAUGAUAAGCUUUUCUUUGGAACAACAAUCAAUACUAGAUGUUUAAGGAUUCUCCCUUUUCUUACAAGUGUUAUUAUCCGAAGAUUGCGGAGAGGGCUCACUGAAUCUGAUGAAGAUGCCCCGCUAGAAUUUUCCCAGGAAAACCAAGUACAUAAUAUCAUACAGGGUUGGCUUCAAAGAACCCAAUCAUUGCCACCUUUAAAUUCUUCUCCUUUUGUUGCAGAUACAGAACAAUGGGUUCAAGUGGUCAUAUCUUGUUAUCCUUUAAGUUCCGUAGGAGGAGUAAGUGCGCUGAAGAUGGCCUCACAGAAAGAUGUUAAGCGUUUGGAGAAAACUCUACUAGUAGAUUUAUUCCGAAAACAUAGAAGUGGCGGUGAUGCAUUGACAUCUGCUACCCAGUCAUCAGCAGUACAGAUAACCUUGGAAAAACUGACAUCAGUUUGUGUUGGAUACUGCUGGAAGGAGCUUAAUGAUGACGAUUGGGAGUUUGUAUUGUCACAGUUGCGAAGACAGACCGACUCUGCUGUCCUGGCUUUGGAAGAAGUUGCAGAGUCUGUUAAUGAUGCUGUUGUUAACUAUUCUGCUACAGAAGAGGUUAUCAAAACAAAGCUGGAGGAAAUUGUUAGAUCGUUAGACCCAUCUCCUAUUAAUAUCGCCAGGAAUUCCCUUUUCACAUAUACGCUGUUUUACGGGCUUCUUGAACAGCAAGAAGAGGAUCCCAGUGCUUCUAGUUUAGUGAAAGCAGAUAAGUGGAGCGAUAUUAAAGAGAAGAUACUUGAAAGUGUGCUUCGCUUAUUCUUCGCCACAGGUGUAACUGAGGCCAUUGCAGGUUCCGAAGGCUGCUCCUCAAUUAUAGCCUCAUCCCGCCAUGCCUGCACUCACUUUUGGGAGUUAGUAUCGUUCAUCGUGAUCAACUCUCCUCAACAUGUUAAAGUUACAGCCAUACAGUCGAUGGAAAUGUGGGAGCUUAGCAAAGGAUAUGUCAGUUCUUUGUAUGCAAUCUUGUUUUCUGCCAAGCCUAUUCAUUCACUACAAGUUGCUGCUUAUAUAAUGCUAUCAACGGACCCAGUUUCACAUCUAGCUAUUACCGAAGAAGAUGCAUCUAGCCCUUCAGGGGAUGCCUCUACUAGUCAGGAGGAUGUCCAGUCUCCUAAUCUCAGUUUGUCCUCAGUUGAAAAUAUCCCCGUGAGAGAUGAAAUUUCUCGCAUGAUUGUAAAAUCCCCAUCUCCGCUUAUUGAAGGGGAUCUAAUCUCGCAUCAUCGGGUAAAUGUCUUUACUGCUUGGGCUCUGUUGCUUUCUCAUCUUCAAUCUUUGGCAUCACCAUCACCAGCUAAGCAGAAAUUGGUUCAGUGGGUACAAGACUUCGCAGAUACACAAAUUUUGGAUUGUCUACUCGAGCACAUUCCGUUACAGUCUGGUGCAAUGCGUAGCUCAAAGAAGAAAGAUGUUGAGCUUCCAGUCGGUGUAUCUGAGGCUGCUGCUGCAGCAAAACUUGCCAUCUCAACAGGUUCUUUACUGUUUGCUAUUGAAUCGCUUUGGCCUAUUGGAACAGAAGAAAUGUCAUCCCUUGCUGGGGCACUAUAUGGCUCGAUGCUUCACGUGCUUCCUGCUUAUGUACGAGAUUGGUACACCAGGUUGCGUGACCGGUCAACUUCAGCUGCAAUUGAGUUAUUCACAAAAACUUAUUGCAGUCCCCUUCUCCUUGCAGACGAACUGUCUCAGAUUAAAAAGGCUGCCCUUGUCGAUGAGAAUUUCUCAGUUAGUGUGAGUAAACCAGCAUACGAGGUUGUUGCUACGUAUAAAAAAGAAGAGACUGGAAUAGACCUGGUUAUCCGCCUUCCUGCAUCUUACCCAUUGCUGCCCGUGGAUGUUGAAUGCCCUAAAAGUCUUGGCAUCAGCGAAUUAAAACGAAGGAAAUGGUUGUUCUCUAUGGUUGCGUUUGUUCGUAGUCAGAAUGGUGCGUUGGCGGAAGCGAUACGGACAUGGAAGAACAACUUUGACAAGGAAUUUGAAGGCAUUGAAGAGUGUCCAAUCUGCUACAGCAUAAUCCAUACUGCAAACAACAGCAUCCCUAGACUGGCUUGCAAGACCUGCAAGCACAAAUUUCAUUCAGCAUGUCUUUACAAGUGGUUUUCUACAUCUCACAAAUCAACAUGUCCACUUUGCCAGUCCCCGUUCUGAUUCUUCCGCAUUUGAUGGCAGAAAUGAUAUUGUUGUUUUUCAUGCUGUGUAUGUAGGACUUAUACCAAACCAUAUUGUAAGAAGUGUGAAUAUAUAAUGGAUCCCGAGUAGUAGUGCAAUAGCGUAGGCAACUAACUAAUGCGGAAAGGUCUUGGGGAGUUUUGGAAAUGAAUGCCCAGAAGUUGUUCUCGUUGGAUUUCUUUUUGUUCCAAAAACAACAUUGUUGGUCAUGUCAUGUCUUGGUUUUUUGAAAACUGGAAUUUGAUAAAUCAUGGUUCCUUGGAUAGU
Messenger RNA from Papaver somniferum (opium poppy), 6326 nucleotides. Its product is annotated as E3 ubiquitin-protein ligase listerin-like. Bases 324 to 6038 code for a protein of 1904 amino acids. Gene Ontology annotation, molecular function: zinc ion binding; ubiquitin protein ligase activity; ribosomal large subunit binding. Lineage: Eukaryota; Viridiplantae; Streptophyta; Magnoliopsida; Ranunculales; Papaveraceae. Gene Ontology annotation, biological process: ribosome-associated ubiquitin-dependent protein catabolic process; rescue of stalled cytosolic ribosome. Gene Ontology annotation, cellular component: cytosol; RQC complex. The record is from RefSeq and is a predicted model, not a curated record. The transcript is spliced from 13 exons.